Messenger RNA from Schistocerca serialis cubense, 489 nucleotides. RefSeq lists its product as uncharacterized. NCBI's taxonomy places the organism in Eukaryota, Metazoa, Arthropoda, Insecta, Orthoptera, Acrididae. The record is from RefSeq and is a predicted model, not a curated record. The transcript has a single exon. Bases 1 to 489 code for a protein of 162 amino acids.
AUGGAUGUCAGGUCGUAUAGAGGAGCCGACUGCGCGUCAGACCACUUCCUCAUUGUGUGCAGGCUUAAACUCAUGUUCACCUACAUGCAUAAGAUGAAGGGGACACUGGAACCUGCUUUGAUUGUUGAGAAACUACGAGAAGAUGCCACUAAAGAACAAUAUGCUAUAGAAAUAAAUAACAGUUUUGAGGUCCUGGAGACCCUGGAACCAAGAGACAACGUGGAGGAAAGGUGGAAAGAAAUAAAGUCCAUGGUACUAAGUGUGUCGGAGGAUAUAUUGGGAAGAAAGAAGAUAAUGAAGAAGAGGAAAUGGUUCAACGAGACAUGCCACAAGGCUACAGAAAAGAGAAGGAAGAUGAGGGAGAAGUGGCUAGCUGGCAGGACGAGUGAACCGAAAAGGGAACGUUUUAUCAACAAUCAGAAGCGAGACAAAGCGAAUCCUAAGAGCAGAGAAGACAAUACAUUAAACCAGUUUGCUAGAGCAAGUUGA